CAACAAAUAAUGGGCCCCUGAAACUUCAACGACCAACAUUUAAAGUCCGGAGAUUCUCAUAUUUUGCCCGUGUUCUAUUUAUUUUGGAAUAUUUUUUUUUACCGACAUCCCGGUGGCUUCACGACAGUAGUUUCUUUGCUGUUACACUAGGCUAGCCACGCCCCCUGUAUAUGACACGCGGGUUUCUCUGUGCAGCAUGGCUUCUUCGGCGAAGAAAAGAGCAGUAGGUUUAGGUGAAAACCCCGAGGAAAGUGGGAGCUCAGAUGAAAACCCCGAGGAUGAUGGGGAUUCCGAGGAGGAGGAGGACAGCGACGCCUCAGAAGAAAUUAACGAGGAGGUCACCGUGGAUUUUGAAGCUCACACCAUAUCACACAACGACUUUGGUGGCAUAAAGAAGCUUCUGCAGCAGGUGUUCCUGAAAGCUCAUGUAAACACAUCAGAGAUGACAGACAUGAUCAUCCAGCAGAACCAUAUUGGAAGUGUCAUCAGGCAAGCUGAGGUUCCAGAGGACAGUGAUGAUGAAGAUCCAGAUGAAGUAUUCGGUUUUAUUUCUAUGCUGAACCUCACAGAGAGAAAAGGUGUGCAGUGUGUGGAGGAAGUGAAGGAUCUGAUUUUGGACCAGUGUGGAAAGAACGCUUCUCAUAGUGUAACAGAACAGCUGGAGCAGAUCUUCAGUGACACCACUAAGCCUGUUGGGCUUCUGCUGAGCGAGCGUUUCAUCAACGUACCCCCACAGAUUGCCCUCCCACUGCACAAGCAGCUCCAGGAGGAGAUAGCUGAAGCUCAGAGGACCAAUAAGCCCAGUGGGAGGUGCUGCUACUGCCUGAUGAUCAGCAAGACCUGCAAAGAAGCAUCCAAGAAUAUCCAGUCCAGAGGAGGAGCUCCGAAAGAGGAGUACAUGUUUGUCAAUGCAGAGGAGGAAUUCUUUUACGAGGAAGCUGUGGUGAAGUUCCAUUACUCGGUCCAGGAAGAGGCGGACUCUUGUUUGACUGGCAGGUGGUCAUUUGACGACGUUCCUAUGAAGCCUUUCAGAACAGUGAUGCUGAUUCCCACCGACAGAAUACCUGCUAUCAUGGACAAGCUGAAGGAAUACCUGACCGUGUGAUGGAGGCUGGCUCAUAAAAAUACUACCAUUUAUAUUUACAAAAAAAUCAUUGACAGCAGUUCAAAUUUAUUACUAAAGCUAAACUAUUCAAUCUUUUAUUAUAACUCCUCAAAUAUUAGCUUCAAUUUUGGACACAGUUUACAUCAUAAUUCAACAUUUUUACAGAAUUGGUGGAAAAACUGCAAAAUACUGUUUUAUUUUCCUGUAAUAUUUUUGAUUAUAAAACUAAAGACUAUAAGAAUAAAGAGCAAAACAAAUCA
Molecule: messenger RNA, 1365 nt
Organism: Oryzias melastigma (Indian medaka)
Lineage: Eukaryota; Metazoa; Chordata; Actinopteri; Beloniformes; Adrianichthyidae
Product: BRCA2 and CDKN1A interacting protein
Exons: 7
Coding region: 197-1105 (302 amino acids)
Cellular component (GO): nucleus
Source: RefSeq, a predicted model, not a curated record